Clarias gariepinus (North African catfish) is the source of this 1843-nucleotide messenger RNA. RefSeq names its product coagulation factor IXb (gene f9b). The record is from RefSeq and is a predicted model, not a curated record. Lineage: Eukaryota; Metazoa; Chordata; Actinopteri; Siluriformes; Clariidae. Gene Ontology annotation, molecular function: serine-type endopeptidase activity; calcium ion binding. Gene Ontology annotation, cellular component: extracellular region. The transcript has 8 exons. Gene Ontology annotation, biological process: blood coagulation; proteolysis. The coding region runs from base 54 to 1556 and encodes 500 amino acids.
UGAACUUUGCACUAUUUGAAUAACAGUCUGGCUGGAGGCAUUUAAAAGGAAAAAUGGAGAAAAUUUCUCUCCUUACUUUAACAUAUGGAACUUUCAUUUUAAUAUCUCAUUUCUGUCUGACGUCAUCAGUCUCAGUGUUUGUGUCAAGACAGACAGCUCAGUCGGGGUUAUUGAGACAGAAGCGCUUUAAUAAAGGAGCGCUGGAGGAGGUUCUGAGAGAUAACCUGGAGAGAGAGUGUCGAGAGGAGAAGUGCAGCUUUGAGGAAGCACGUGAAGUGUUUGAAAACACGGAGCAAACUAGGGAGUUCUGGAUCCGAUACAUCGAUGGAGAUCAGUGUUUGUCGUCUCCUUGUCAAAAUGGAGGGACGUGUAAAGAUGCCAUGAGCUCCUACACGUGUUGGUGUCGCAUCGGCUUCAACGGGAAGAACUGCGAGCUUGAGAUAGCGAGGCAGUGUGAUGUAAAUAACGGAGGCUGUGAGCAGUUCUGUGUGGUGGAUAAACUAAAGGGUGUGGUGUGUGACUGUGCUGAUGGAUACACAAUCGGCGCAAAUGAAAGGAGCUGUGAGCCGAGAGAUAAUUACCCUUGCGGCCGUCUGGCGAGCAACAUCGGCAACACUAUGGGCACAAGAACGUUGAACAUUGAAGAAACCGUGAACCAAGUUUACGGAAACAUAAAUGAGAAUAUGACUCAGAGGAAUUUAACAGCAGUAAACAGCACAAACUCCACUGAGCUGAGCAGGACCACCAUCAGGCCAACACUAGGAAAACAUCACUGGGAUUUCUUUCCCACUUUACCCACCAUCACUGGCAAGACCAACACUGAGCAGCGCAUUGUGGGAGGACUGGAAGCAACACCUGGAGAAAUUCCUUGGCAGGUGGCACUGGUUGACAGAAAGCAGCUGGUGUUCUGUGGCGGUUCUCUCCUGAACGAGAUGUGGGUCAUCACCGCAGCUCACUGCCUGAUGGAAGUGGGGAUCGGAAACUUCUUUGUCAGAUUAGGAGAGCACAAUGUUAACAUUGACGAACAGCGGGAGGUUGAUCGUGAAAUUGACAAGCACCACAUGUAUCCCAGCUAUCAGUACGGGCAAAGCCACAACCAUGACAUCGCCCUGCUAAAACUCCAAAAAAGUGUCACGUUCACAGACUAUAUCAUCCCCAUCUGCCUGGGUCCAAAAACCUUCACGGAGAACCUGCUGAAGAGCGCUCCUCUCUCAGUGGUAAGUGGGUGGGGCCGGCUGCGCUAUGGGGGGAUAGAGUCCGACAAGCUGCAGAAGGUCGAGGUUCCCUUUGUAGACCGCACAGAGUGCAAAGGCAGUGAUAAGAUUUCACGCUUUAUGUUUUGCGCCGGGUUCCUAACAACCCGCAAGGACUCAUGCCAAGGCGACAGUGGAGGACCUCACACCACCAGACAAAACAACACGUGGUUCCUGACGGGCAUCAUCAGCUGGGGGGACGAGUGCGCCAAAGAGGGAAAAUAUGGAAUCUACACACGCUUGUCCAAGUACAUGCCCUGGAUCACAAAUAUAACUGGAAUAAAAAAAAUUUCUUCUGGAUGAGGAGAAGGAGAUACAUGAAUACACGCAAAUCAUGCUGUUUCUUACUGUCAGUUUCCAGAAGCAUUUAUCACUCAUUUGUCACUCAUUUAUCAUCAAAAGGUUUGAACAAUUUUCUAAAUUAUGUCAUGUUGAUGAAAUCAGGAGAUAAGUUAGCUGUAAAGCCGUCUGUGUUUAUAAAGCAGUUGAUUAGCAACCGGAAUUUGCUAAUGAGUGAAUAUUUAACAACACUGUACAUGGACAUGUGCUUUUGCUUUUUCUCAACAUUGGAAAAUAAAAAAAAUUAAACA